AUAUGUCUCGGACUCGCAGCAGUAACUGUAGGCCACAUCUGCCACAUCUGAUGAUUCUCCAGGUGUUUUCACCCUGAAACUAAAUGUGAAGUUUUAUUUGUAAGGCUUAUGGAUAAAGUAUUCAGUAUUUAAUGAUACACGCUAUUCUGCACCUUGUCUUUUCGGAUUUAUUUGUGGUGUUUUCGGGGGCGAGAAAAUUGGGGUAUAAUGACUAAAUACUGUUGCACCUACUGUGUACAUCAGUUGAAUAGAUAUCAAGCUGCUGUGUUUACAAAAUUUCUGCUGACAAAUCUCUUUUUGCAGAAAGAAAGUUUACUUCUAAAACCAUCACUGGGUACAAUAUUAACCAAAAAAUAAAUGCUGACCUCCUGCCGGCUAAAUAUAUAUCUACUGCUGGAUGUGUGUAGGGGAGGGAUGUAUACUGAGGAAAGCGUGUCCCCUUAGAGCUCAGGGAAUUAGUACUGUGUGUGGACUUCAUAGGAUUGUGUGGAUGUCAUUCCAACAAAGUUUGUGCAUGUGCUAGGACAUCAUCAUUCUAAUUGCAAAGUAUGCUUGUAGGCAUGUGUGUUAUGUCUAAAGUGGACCUGUAUGAUGUCAUAAAGAUAACUAAAUACAGUCGGAAUGCUUAUCUCACAGGAGUAUAACCCAGAGGAGGUUUCAAGACAUAUACCAAAACAACAAUCCCAGUUUAUGGAUACCCCAGUUCAUGUGAUACUGACACCUAAUCAGCAGUAAAGAAUAACAGAUGUUGAUGAUGUGGCAAAUUACCAGCCUGGUCAGACUUCAACGUUAAACUUAAGUGGAUGAUAUUGAUUUAUACCCCGGAUGUGAAGUUCUCAAACUUACUGACGGAGAUAACGACUUCAGUUCUUGGUUUUAUGAAUAGUGUUGGAAUUUAGUGAUCAAGGUCAAAGGUCAGGGGAUUUUAAGUUGGUCCUGGUCUACAAGGCUUCAUGUAUAUACCAGCUGUAGCCUAAGACUGAAGGAUGUACAUGCAAAUAUAUGCAUGUUGUACAUAGAACUUCACUGUAACUAGAAGUUAAAAAAAUAUCUUCAUGAUCACUAGAUGCUAUACAGUUUUAACAUUUGUGUAGACUUGUUGAAUUUUGUCAUCAGACAAAAUAUUUUUCAACUUUAAAAUAAAAUGACUUCCUGAUAUGUAUUAGAAAAAAAUGAUGGGACAGACUGUUACACAAAUCAGAAAUGAAUUUUGAUUAAAUGAUGAGGGGACAUGGAAAAGAGUUUUGAGGAUGUUUAUAGCGCUGGUUGGUAUUCUUGUCUGCCUGAUGAGCCGGGGUCGAGGAGUGGAAGGCCUUCAACAGUACUGCCUAGACCAGUCCUGUGGCAUACAGGCCUCAUAUCAAAGAAGCAGUAACGACUACGAUGAGAUUGCUGUUGGGAGGAAGGAUAAAGUUGUGGAAAUGUCCAUGCCGAGCAGUCUGUCAAUUGAGGUCACGUCCAGUAAGGCUUCGGCCUUCAUUUCUGUCGACGGCACAACGGUAUUACAGGAUGAUGAACCAGACAGAUCUCGGGGGAUCCACAUCGCCGUCCUGAACCAGGCCACUGGAAGUGUGAUGUCCAGAACAUUUUUUGACACAUACAGUGCCAACGAGGACGUGGCUAUGAUGAAGUACUUGGAUAGCAUAAGGACAGGACGCAUCCUUAUAUUUACAAUCAAGGAUGAAGGAUCACAGUCCCUGAAAACAACAGCUCGUGAGUACCUGUCGGCUCUGGGGAGCGAGAAGAUCGAGAACCUGGGUUACAGGGAUACCUGGUGCUUUGUCACAGUCAAAGGAAAAGGGAAAGUGAUAGGUGAGACCCAUGCCAAGGCACCAGAUAUGUCUACCUGGGCAGAGAAAGUCUCCCUCCAGACCAAGCUCCCCCUGGUGGCAGUGAAAGAAAGUGAAUGUCCCUGGCCAGACACUGCAGAGAACAAGAGAAGACAGACUUUCUGUAACAAGUUUGAGGGUUAUGGACCUACCUGUAGCUGUACCAGUCCAGAAUCAAUCUCCUUCACACUUAACCUGUUGGAAAACAACAAUAUAGCUGAUGUUCCAGUAGUGGUGAUCGCCAGUAAUCGACCCUAUUACUUGUACAGAAUGCUGCGCACCAUGUUGUCUGCUCCUGGAGCCGAUCCCAAAAUGGUCACCGUGUUUAUUGAUGGAUAUUACGAGGAACCCCUGGCUGUCACCACACUCCUGGGCCUCAAAGGUAUACAGCACACACCCUUAGGUACUAAAGCCGCCAGGAUAUCACAGCACUACAAAGCUAGCCUCACAGCCAUCUUCAACCUCUAUGUGGACUCAAAGUAUGCGAUUGUUAUAGAGGAAGACUUGGAUGUCAGCCCUGAUUUCUUCAACUACUUCAGCCAGACCAAGUUUUUACUAGAGGAGGACCCCACAGUAUACUGUAUAUCAGCCUGGAAUGACCAGGGGUAUAACCAUUCCUGUAAUGACCCGUCUCUACUGUAUCGGGUGGAGACCAUGCCAGGGCUAGGAUGGUUGCUGAAACGAAAACUCUACAAAGGAGAGUUAGAAUCACAAUGGCCUACUCCAGAAAAGAUAUGGGACUGGGAUAUGUGGCUUAGAACAAACCACAUCAGGAAGAAUCGGGAGUGUAUUAUACCCGAUAUAUCUCGUACAUAUCACUUCGGCUCCAAGGGGCUCAACAUGAAUCCAUACUUCCAAGAUAUUUACUUCAAAAAUCAUUCACUUUUAAAGACACCCAAUGUGAAGUUAAAAGAUUUAGACAAAAUGAAAAGAGAUGAAUAUGAAGAUUUACUAACAAAUCUCAUAAAAUCUGCGAAGACACUAGAUCAUUCCAAAGAUGCCUGUUCGGAGGAGUUUAUACCUCGAGUCACAGAUGGAAAAUUUGUGAUGUAUAUAAGCAUGAAUACAACAACAGAUUUCGUCACCUGGAAACAACUUGCCAAGUGCUACCAUUUAUGGGACUUGGAUGUACGAGGUUUCCACAAGAGUAUGUGGCGACUGUUUAUCAAAGGAAGUCAGGUGGUCGUGGUAGGAGUUCCGGCGUCAGCCUAUGCACACCUGAAGCCAGCUGCUGUAAAGCCUAUCUACAUUCCAGAACCACCCAAGAAAACCUAGUCAACAUUGGACAAGAGAUUGGAGACUGCCCAUUAGAGUCUGAGAGGUCACAGAUUACUCCAUUGUAUGUAAAGAAACUCCUGUGUCUUCAGUCAGAAACAGUGAGGUGUUAAUGAUAAAACAAUGUGUUUACUAACAUGUAUUAUCAACAAUCUUCUGUGAUGUCAUAUAAUGACAUAACUCUCUACUGAGCUGGACUAGGUACACUCACAACAACUUCUCUAUCUAGUUACCUUAAUACUAACUAGCUGGAAUAGGUACCUGUAUAAUAAUACCUGUCUACCUAGCUGAUAUAGGUACCUGUAUAAUUACACCUGUCUACCUAGUUGAUAUAGGUACCUGUAUAAUUACACCUGUCUACCUAGCUGAUAUAGGUACCUGUAUAAUUACAAAUGUCUACCUAGCUGAUACAGGUACCUGUAUAAUUACACCUGUCUACCUAUAGCUAGCUGAUAUAGGUACCUGUAUAAUAACCCCUGUCUACCUAGCUGAUAUAGGUACCUGUAUAAUUACACCUGUCUACCUAGCUGGAAUAGGUACCUGUAUACUUACACCUGUCUACCUAGCUGAUAUAGGUACCUGUAUAAUAACACCUGUCUACCUAGCUGAAAAGUGCCAUACCUUGUUCCACAGUGCAAUUAUCCUAUUCUGAUAUUAAUGAUCAUAUGAAAAUGAUUAUAUGAUGAGAGUGAGAAAUCUAGAUUUUUUUGUAGUCGUUUAUUACAUGGAAUGAGUGUGAAGUCUUUUAUUGUUGAUUUUGGGAAUUAUUCUGUAUUUCUUUUUUUUGAAAGUAUAAAGUAUUUAAAUAUCUCUGAAUCCUAGGUAUGCUUUACUGAGGAGAUAUCUCUGAAUCCUAGGUAUGGUUUACCGAGGAAAUAUCUCUGAAUCCUAGGUUUGGUUUACAGAGGAGAUAUCUCUGAAUCCUAGGUAUGGUUUAUCGAGGAGAUAUCUCUGAAUCCUAGGUAUUGUUUACCGAGGAGAUAUCUCUGAAUACUAGGUUUGGUUUACAGAGGAGAUGUCUCUGAAUCCUAGGUAUGGUUUACUGAGGAGAUAUCUCUGAAUCCUUAGUAUGGUUUACCGAGGAGAUAUCUCUGAAUCCUAGGUUUGGUUUACCGAGGAGAUAUCUCUGAAUCCUAGGUUUGGUUUACUGAGGAGAUAUCUCUCAAUGAUAAAGAUCUGUAAAGGUGGCCUAGCUACUUGGGAAGAUCUCUCUAAUCCAUUAUGUCAGGAACAUUCCAAGAACAUUUCAGUAUAUUUUUUGUUCUGUGAUAAAUCUAUUGGGGGAUAUAUAAAUGUUUCACCUGAUGUUUGAGGUUCUGAUUAACCUGCGUGGUUACUGGGAUCCAGUUAGAUAUUGCAUAUUGUAAUUUUAAGUAAGACCAGUAUUGUUGUCAGUGUGUGUAUAACUGUUGGUAGUGCUUGUAAGGAGCCUGCUUGUCCAGAGAUAUGGUGAUACUAGUUACUUCAUAUAUAUAUAUAUCAAUCUGACUGAAGAAGCCCUAGAAGGCAGAAAGGCCUAGC
This is a messenger RNA of Mizuhopecten yessoensis (Yesso scallop), 4625 nucleotides long. Its product is annotated as protein O-linked-mannose beta-1,2-N-acetylglucosaminyltransferase 1-like. Gene Ontology annotation, biological process: protein O-linked glycosylation via N-acetylgalactosamine. The record is from RefSeq and is a predicted model, not a curated record. Gene Ontology annotation, cellular component: Golgi membrane. NCBI's taxonomy places the organism in Eukaryota, Metazoa, Mollusca, Bivalvia, Pectinida, Pectinidae. The coding region runs from base 1251 to 3104 and encodes 617 amino acids. The transcript has 19 exons. Gene Ontology annotation, molecular function: beta-1,3-galactosyl-O-glycosyl-glycoprotein beta-1,3-N-acetylglucosaminyltransferase activity.